AUGUCGAUAACUCUGAGUGUGAGCUUGCUAAGUGGCAGAAGUGUCUCCGUGGAAGCGGAGCCGGAGGAUGCCAUUCUGUUGCUAAGACAACGCGCUCAGAGCGUGCUAGGGGUGGGUGCGGGCGUCCUGUUGCAUUCGACUGGAAGCUUGGACGAAGCAGCAACAGUCCAGGAGGCAGGGCUGAAGAAUGGGGAUGAGCUGACAUACCAGGUACGGAGAGUGUCGUUAUGUGACAACCCUGGUGCAUUUGCUGCCAUCCUCAGCGACGGCUCCGUCGUCACUUGGGGUCAUGCUGACUUUGGUGGUGAAAGUUCAUCUGUUCAGCCCAAGCUGAACUGCGUGCGACAAAUCCAAAGCUGUUUCAGCGCUUUUGCUGCGAUCCUGGGAGAUGGCUCGGUCGUGCCCCUAGGCCCUAGGCUUGGAGUAAUGUAUAUACUUCUUCACACUGUU
Messenger RNA from Symbiodinium sp. CCMP2456, 450 nucleotides. NCBI's taxonomy places the organism in Eukaryota, Dinophyceae, Suessiales, Symbiodiniaceae. The record is from the annotation of a GenBank genome assembly.